Penaeus monodon (black tiger shrimp) is the source of this 2042-nucleotide messenger RNA. RefSeq names its product ionotropic receptor 21a-like. Gene Ontology annotation, molecular function: ligand-gated monoatomic ion channel activity. The record is from RefSeq and is a predicted model, not a curated record. Gene Ontology annotation, cellular component: membrane. NCBI's taxonomy places the organism in Eukaryota, Metazoa, Arthropoda, Malacostraca, Decapoda, Penaeidae.
GAGCGGCCGGUGCCCAGCUGGCUCCUGCGUCAGACUGGCGCAGGCUGCCUGAUGCAGGGGCCGCUGUUGCCGCAGUGAUGUCAGAGGCUCCUCAAGAAUAUAACUCCGUCUUUCUUGUCACCGAUGGCACUUUCGUCAACAACAUCCUGGAGAGUCUCGGCCACGUGACAGGCCUGUCUGGUGUUGCUGUCAUGGAAGUGUUGCCAGAUCAGGGGUUUAACGUCACCAUGAAACGUACGGUUACACUGAUUCGCCAGAUGAGGAGGUCUUCCAGGGGCGUGACCGUGGUCGUGGCGAGCGAAAAUCCCGACUUCCUCAGCGCCUUCGCCGAAUUGGCCGACGACGGGCGCCUGACGGUGUGGGAGAACAGGGUCCUCGUGGUGACGAGACUUGAGCGGCAGAAGUUCUUGGAUCUCAUGAAGGACCUCUGGGUUCUGUCCAUGCUGAACACCAUGCUGCUUAACGUAGACGUUGACACGGAUGCUUUGAGGUAUGGUGUGUACAGCCAUUUCCCUUACGGUCCAGGUGGUGCCCAGACGGUGCGCGUUGCCACCUGGACGCCUCGCGAAGGAUUAGUACUCCUCACGGAUCAUCCUCUGUUUCCAGAAAAAUACACUGACUUCCAUGGCGCGCCCAUCCCCCUAGCCCUGUGGCCCUUCGCGCCCUACUGGGAGGAGACGAAAACUGUGGCACCAAAUGGCACUGAAUCGACGAAGAUCUCUGGCAGAGCUUUCCUCAUCCUGGACACCAUCGCCAACUACCUCAAUUUUACCAUCGGCGAAAGACUACCUUCUUCUUCCCCUACAGACCUGAUGAGCCAAUUAUUCAACCGUCAAGCCUUGGUCAGCCCCAUGAAACUGGCUCUCUUGCCCCACCUGGCUCUGCGUUACGACUACACCUUCAUGAUCGAGGAAGCCACGCUCACGUUCUGCAUGGCCAAGCCCGAGCUGAAGCCCCGAUGGCAAAACCUCUACUACCCUCUUGGCGACAGUGUAUGGGCCUCUAUCUUGGCUCUGCUUGUUAUAGUGCCUGCGACGUUUUUCUUGAUAACCAAAUUCAGGAUGGAGAGCGGAGCGAGGAGGAGAUUCAGCCCCAUCGUGGCGGCGCAACAGGUGCUGGGGACGCUGCUCGCCCAGAACUUCUCGCUCCGCCUCCCCUCCGCUUCUUCGACCCGCAUCCUGGUGGCUUCCUGGCUCGUGGUCGCCUUCAUCCUGGGCUCGGCCUACCGCGGCAACCUCACCGCCUUCCUCACCAUCCCCAAGCAUCCUCCCCGGGUCGAAGGCCUCAGGGACCUCCUCCAAACUCCCGCUAAAGUUAUCAUGCCUUCGGACCUCCGCCUUAACUUCUACACAACAUUCAAGGAAUCGAAUUCCAGCAUGUCCAAGGAAUUUAUUGAGAGAACGUACUUUGUCGACACCCACCUGGAGGGCAUGCAACAGGCACUCAAGAAGAAAGAAGCAUUCGUAUACGAGCGUCUCUUCACUGAACUGAUGAUCAUCAAAAACUUCACCAACGUCGACGGAUCGACACCCAUGUACGUGGUGAGGGAGAACCUCGUCCCUGGUUAUUCUGCUUGGCUUUUGCACCGCGACAUGCCCUUCAAGCGCAAUCUGGACAGGUGUAUCUUGGCUUUCCAUGAGUUUGGUCUGAUCAAGCGCUGGAGCAAGAUCACGCUGGACGGGGAGAAGCAGCGGUACCUCAAAGGGCGUCGCCAGCAGGAAACACAACAGACAGAAGUCCAGGAGAAGAGAACCCGCGGCGACGCUCUUCAGCCUCUCUCCCUCCUGCACCUCCAGGGUCCCAUCUUCCUCCUUGUGGUCGGCUUUGCUCUCGGCGCCGUCGUAUUUCUGCUGGAGGUCCUCCUGCCUUUUGUCGGGGUGGUCGGCGACAGCUCGAGCAAGCCCUCCGCCUCGGCUGGAUGAAGGCGCCUAAAGUGCGUACCACAGUGGAAUUCGAAACGGCUUUUGCUUUGAACCUUUUUUAUGCUUGGUACACCACUUACACAGACUCAUCCUGGCCCGCAUUUAAUAGUAAGUUUUGCA